Anoplopoma fimbria (sablefish) is the source of this 10002-nucleotide messenger RNA. RefSeq names its product family with sequence similarity 120C (gene fam120c). The transcript has 17 exons. The record is from RefSeq and is a predicted model, not a curated record. Lineage: Eukaryota; Metazoa; Chordata; Actinopteri; Perciformes; Anoplopomatidae. Bases 1039 to 4149 code for a protein of 1036 amino acids. Gene Ontology annotation, cellular component: nucleus.
AGUCGCAAGAUGGCUGAUGUCGCUUGGAAGUAAUGUUCCCCUCUGCAACAUGAAGCCGUGAGUGUGGAAGAAAGCGAGGGAGGCACCAUCGGGCUUUUAUUUUUAUUUUUAUUUUAGUUCCUUUUUCUUUUAUUUCGUCAAACAUCCAUCUCAUUCCGCGUCGUGUCCGCCCCGGACUUGUCUUCGGGAGUUGACGCGUCAAAUCACGCCGGGGACCCUGCCAGCAGCUAGCAGCUAACAGCUAGCCACACAGCUAGCCAAUGUUAGUGCAGCCAGGGACUAGUUUGUUUUAAUUGAUAUUCUGGAAACACGCGAACCAACGAGCUACCAGUACACACGUGGCUGAAACAGCGCAGGAUAAAUGUAAUAUUUUAUCUGUCACACACACAUAAAUCAGUCUUUGCGAGCUGCUCGGUUUAACAUCAUGUCCGCGGACUGGCCGUGCAGCCCGGGGGUUGCUAGCCUUCACUAAUGCGCAGUACUGGUGGGUCUGUCUCAUGUGCACAAAUCAGCACAAUCAUUAUUUUUAUCCGCUUUUUUUUCUCCUUCCAUAGAAAUCCACCACCUCGCUGCAUCUCCGUUAUCUGCUGCCAGCUGCCUGUUUUGAAGCUGGUUUGUGUUGAAGCCAAAUUAUGGGAGCAGGAAAUGUGUUGAACUUUGUCUGGCUGUAGGUAUAGCUGCACUGGCCUUGCUGGCAUCUCACCAACAAAAAAAAACAAACAAAAAAAAACAAAAAACACACCCCCACACACAGGGAUGGACACUAAACUGAGCACCCACGCACACAACUGAGAAAUAGUCACUUGUAAGUAAGAUAAGGACAGCUGACACACGUGUGCAGAAGCGCAUCGUGGCUCAUUUCACCAGUCUGGGUGAUCAGUGGCUUUGCAGGGUUAACUUAAGUACAGUUAGUCACUACACCGGAGACCAGUUAGCUCUUCUAGCUGCGGUCUCGCCCCUCAUCACGUUACAAACACGGCGUACAGGACGUAUUCAGAGCCCGCUCCCGGCCACACACACAGGCUGAACAACACCGUCAUGGGAGUGCAGGGUUUUCAAGAGUAUCUAGAGAAGCGGUGUCCCGGGGCCGCGGUCCCGGUGGACCUCCUGAAGCUUGCCCGUACCGCGGCCCGCCAGCCCCCUCACCACCACCAUCACCCACACCACCACCCACAUCACCCCGGGCCCAUGCCUCCCCCGCCCCCGCCUGCCAGGAUCCUAAUCGACGCCGACUCCGGCCUGCAACGCCUCUACGGCGGCUACCAGACGGACUGGGUGUGCGGGGGCGAGUGGAACGCCAUGCUGGGCUACCUGGCCGCCCUGUCGCAGGCCUGCCUCUACCAAGGUGGCCUGGAGCUGGUGGUGGUUUUCAACGGCACACUGGGGAAGGAGCGCUGGCCCGAGUGGGCGCGGCGAGCUCAGGGCCAGAGACAGACGGCGCAGCUGAUAGUCAACCACGUCGGCAGCAAGGCCACCCCGCCUCCCCGCGCAUGGUUCCUGCCCCCGGCCUGCCUCAGCCACUGCGUCCGCCUGGCCAUGUUCCGCUUCCGAGUGCGGGUUGUACAGACUUUGGAGGACCACCACCAGGAAGUGCUGUCUCUCUACAGGGACUUUGGAUUCGCUGGCCUGAUUGCUCAAGAUUCUGAGUUUGCCCUCUGCAACGUACCUGCCUACUUCUCAUCGCAUGCGCUCAAACUGAGCUGGAACGGCAAGAACCUGACCACACACCAGUACCUGCUGUCUGAGGCCGCCAGGCAGCUCGGGCUGAAGACACAGCACCUGCCCUGCUUUGCUGCUCUGCUGGGAAAUCAUAUUCUGCCUGAUGAGGACCUGGCUGCCUUCCACUGGAGUCUGCUGGGACCAGAACAUCCACUAGCUUCUCUCAAGGUGCGAGCUCACCAGUUGGUGCUGCCGCCCUGUGAGGUGGUGAUCAAGGCUGUCUCAGAGUACGUCUCCUCCAUCAAAGACCUGGGAAACCUUGACGCCAUCGCCAGAGAUGUCUUCAAACAGUCACAGUCUCGUAUGGAGGACAAAGUGGAGCGAUUCAAGAAAGCUGUGGAUUAUUUCUCAGCUGCCUCCAAACCUCGUUCGCCCAACAUGGGGCCCUCCUCUUUCAUCUUACCUGGGUUUGGAUUUGGGGGACCACCGGGCCACAUGGGACCUAUACAGCCUGGAAAGAAUCAGUUCCCUCCUCCCCAGGUUCCGGGGUUGAAGCCACCCUAUCAAAAUGCUCCAUAUGGACCUGGCUCCACCCCUCUGUUCCAGAACCCGCCGCCACCAUCCCAAGACUGCAACGAUUCAAUGACAGGCAAGAUGGGCUUCUCUGAUUGGUCGGCUCCAUAUGAUUCCACUCAGGGGGGAAAUCGAUUACCCAAUCAUCACACCACCACUCAGUCUGUUCCCUCUCCGUCUCCUUCAUCGUCAUCAGAUGGAGAUGAACCCAACGACAGCAACGCAAACCAUUUGACGGACAAGCCUUCUCGGUGGGAGGAUCCUGCUGGAAGGGUGGGCUCGGCCUCUGGAGAUGGUUCCCAAGGCAACGGGAGCGCAUCACACAUUCCGUCACUGCUGUCUAUGGCGACGCGCAGUCACAUGGACAUUACCACACCCCCUCUGCCUCAGGUCAGUGCUGAGGUUCUUCGUGUAGCUGAACACAGACACCGAAGAGGACUAAUGUACCCCCAGAUUUACCACAUUUUGACCAAGGGAGAAAUGAAGAUGCCAGUGUGUAUAGAGGAUGAGUGUAACUCUGAGCUGCCUCCUGCCUCUCUGCUGUUCCGUGCUGCCAGACAGUAUGGCUACGGCGUCCUCUUCAGUCUGGCUGAAACACACCGCCGCCUGGAGAGGCUUGCUCUCCGCAAGAGGGCUCCCCUGGAAGUUCCUCCAGUGAUUGUCAAAGAGUGGAGCAGCGGUAAAGCCAAGUCGGCCCUGACUCCUGAGCUGGUCCCAGCCCUGUGUUUCCGUGAGUGGACCUGCCCCAACCUGCGGAGGCUGUGGUUGGGUCGUGCCAGUGAGGACCGCUCCAGGAGAACCAGGGCCUUCCUGGCCUGCCUACGCUCCGACUGCCCAGCCCUCCUCAACCCAGCACAGGUCCCACAGCAUCUGCUGCUCAUGUGCUGUGUGCUCAGGUAUAUGAUGCAGUGGCCUGGAGGAAGGAUCCUCCAGAGACAUGAGCUAGAUGCCUUUUUGGCUCAGGCUGUUUCCAGCCAACUCUAUGAACCCGACCAGCUGCAGGAGCUCAAGGUGGAGAAGGUGGAUGCCCGCGGGGUGCAGCUGGCUUCUCUUUUCAUGGCCGGCGUGGACACAGCGUUGUUCAUCAAUGAUGUUUGCGGUCAGCCGUUGCCAUGGGAACACUGCUGCCCCUGGGGCUUCUUUGACGGUAAACUGUUUCAGAGCAAACUGGCUCGGUCUGCCCGCGACCGGUCCGCCCUGCUGGACAUGUGCGAGGGACAGGAAGAGCUGGUGUCCAAGGUGGAGAAGAUGCGUCAGGCAAUCCUCGAGGGCAUCAACCUGUCCCGCCCUCCUCCUCCUCCCCCUCCUCUUCCACCUCCUGCCUUCCUUCCCCCAGCCAUGGUGCCCCCUUUCUACCCCAUGCCUCCCCUCUACCCACCUCGCCCCAUGGGCAUGCCUCAUCAUCAUCACCCGCAUCAUCCUCAUCACCCUGCUCAACACAGACCCAGAGCCUUCCCAGGCCUUCAGUCCAUUCCCCCUCAGGGAGGGAAACUGGAGAUAGCUGGCAUGGUCGUUGGCCAGUGGGCUGGGAACAAACCAAUCCGUGGAAGAGGAGGGUUCAACAUGCAGGUGGUGUCAGUGGGAGCAGGGAGAGGGAGGGGUAAAGAGAUUCCAGCUAAAGUAAGGGCGGUGAAAAAGGCACCUAACAACAGAACACAGACGUCGCCACCCCCCCCAUCCAGCAGUCCCCCAAAGCCCUCAGAGGAGGCGGCCUCCACGCCAGAGGUUGCGACCCAGCAGCUGAACGGCAGCUCAGCAGCCUCCGUCAUCGGCCAGCCCUUGGAUCUGGCCGUCCUGGCCCAGCCAAUCCCGUGUGCCUUAGCCAGCAGAGACAACCAAUCAGAGGGGGUGGAGGUGGAGGCCCCCUGUUGCCUUGACGACUGCCCGUCAGACGGAGCGCUACAGAAGGAGGAGUGAUGGGAUCCUUUCCCGUGAUGCACUGCUCUGAGAGAGUCCUCUGUGUUUGACUGCCUUUCCCUGUUUUUGUAGCCCUGCCUGCUAGCUGUGCACGUUAUCACAAGGAGCAAAAGGUGAAGCGAGGCUCCUCCUCGUGCUCCCUGCUGCUCCAUGUGAUAAAGCAGUUAGCUGUUACUUCCUUUUUAGUUUUCUCAUGUGGUUUUACAUUGUUUUAUGAAGAGAGGUUUUCUCCAUGAGUCUGUAAGCGCCCCACCCCUAAAAAAUCCUAAAUGCCUCCCUCGCGCACUCAGAGUAAAAUAAGCUUGAAGCCCCGCCCCCCCAUUAUGACCCACUACUUAAAUGAGCCCCCACCUUCCCAUCUUAAGUAUGGGUAUCUGUAAAGUUAAAAUGUCUUAUGUGUUUUUAAUGGUCCCAUUGUUUGAAUCUCUGCACACAGAUGUUAAGCUCGCGGCCACGGUGACAAAUGGGAUGUGGUUUCCAUGGUCGUCCUGGUUGCCAUGGCUGGUAGUUGUGUGUUGAUGCGGUUUGUUACCAUAGCCGUUUCGUGUGAGGUUUAUCUUGCAUGGAUUCAGAGAGAUGUUCAGAGAAAUGUCUCUGGAUAAUGUGAGAAAGAUUUUAACAAAGUGAUGUACCAUUCUUCUGCGCAGUGCCCCUAAUCCCCCCCCCCUGUACUCUAGCAGCACUGCUAAACACACAAUGUUAGUAUAUUUACUAGCAACAUACCCCUUUAUCGAUUAAUUGGUUAUUUAUCACAGGAGCACUUCUGCACCAACAUUGUAUUGGCGUGCUAUCUUAUUUUGACCCAUGUAGCAUAGCCUAGUGCUUAGCUAUGCUAAGAGACCCCAUGAAUUUUUAUGCACCUUAAGCCCUAAAGUAUGCAAGAUUAUUACCCUGCUCCUCCAAAAAAAAGUGCAUCUUCCCAUCCCCCUUGUCCCUUACUCCCAAAGCUUUGAUUGUAUUACCCCAACAGAAGCACUUAAUGUUGUAUUUAAAUAUAAUGAAUUUGAAAAAGCCCCUAUAUACAGAUGAAUUGACAGUCUUAGAUGGGGUGUCCCCUACGGCUAAGUAAAUCGUUAUGACAUGUAGAACGACAUUUAAAGGUAGAGAUCUAUUUGAGAGACGUCAGAAUGUGAACAGAGUGGUAUCAGACAAAGAAGCACUUUGUUUAAAAAAAUGUUAAACCACACUGGACAGUCUUCUACCAGGUGAUAAAGAAAUGAAAAAUACUCUUGAAGCACCUUCUAGAGUUAAGGCCAAAAAAAGAAACAUAAUAAUACUGCCCAGCAAUAGAUGGAAAUGAAUGGUGAGGAUUUGGGUAACUGCUGCCAGGCAGAGUUCCCCUCAGACUGGCCUCACUUGUUCAAUCAUGACCUUUGCAAUGAAGCUGAAAGAAUUCCUGAUUCUCCACAUCAAGAAUUCCUGGGAAUCUCUUCAGAUUUCUAAAGUUAUUUCCAAAGUGUAUUUUAAAAAAGGCUAGCCCACUGAGGCAGCCAGUGAUGUUAAAGGGGUGUGGUGACGAAAAAGCCUCAAAGAUCCCCCCCCUCCACCACCCCACCCUUUGGUGGUGAUUGAGUUACGGUUGUCACGAUGAUAGCCCCAACACCAUGAGCUGUUGCCCCGCAGAGCUCUGGUGUGUCACUUUAGACCAGCAGGAAGCACUUCCCUGCCCUGAAGUACCUUAGCCGAACAAAGGCGGAGGCUUUACGGGUCGGAUCACAUGUCACAUGACGGGAGAGAGGGAGGCCUCAUGGCGGACUCGAGUGUGCCGCUCACAAUCUGAGACUUCUAAGAUAAUGAAUUGUUUUAUUAGAGCACUUAUGUUUGUAGAGAAUGAGAUGUGUCCCCCCCCCCCCAAUAGUAGGUUUCACCUGACUACGGAAAUACAACUUACCAAUAGCCGGUAGCACAACUGCAGAUGUAAAAGCAGUAGACCGACAGAUACCGCCUGAGAGAUGCUGGCCAUGAACAUUAUUAUCUCUAUAAACUGACUAAGAGAGGAUGAAGUGAGCUCACCAUGUUAAAAAGAAAGAAAGGCAAGUCAACAAAGAAGCACCUUAUUUUCUUACUAUGUUAAUGACUUGUGCUCUAUUGCGUUGCCACACAAUUGACAUGGAAAAAAGCUCUUAUGAAAUGCUGUUUUGAAGGAAAAAACCCUGACUAUGUAUGUAAGUGUUGGUGUAGUCGCGUCAGACAUCCCACUCAAUUAUGAACUCAACCAUGACAGUUGACCCAGCCCUGAGUGUAGGCCUAUGCUCAUCAUCACAGGGAAUGGGCCACGCCGCCGUCUCUUACACCAACACCAAAUGAAAUCCGAGGUCUGGACUGACUUGUUAGCCGUUUAUUGGUAGGGAUUAAGCACACAAGUGCUGUAGGUGUUUUAUAGGUUAAGAGUAGGUAACAGCGUCGGGCUUAACACAGGACUGUAAUACACAGACACGAAGACUAGGCUAGAGAAUAUAGCUCCACUGGCCGAAAUACUAAGUCUAGAAUUACUAGGAGUCAUAUACUUAACUGCUUUCAACUUUUGACAUUAGUACAAAUAUGUGUAUCGCAACAGUACAUUGUUAGAAGAUGUUUUUUCUGUGGCGAGCCAGAGUGUGAUCUGGUAUACGAGGCCCUCUCGAUUUGCUCGCCAGAUAACAGUUACAAACACACACUCACACACACACACACACACACACACACACACACACACACACACACACACACACACACACACACACACACACAUACCCUCACACGACAAACAGGUAUUCAGUUGCAUUUGUUACCACCAGCAUUCUCUCUGCUUUUGUGCUGAAGUGAUUUUGUGCAGUUUCAGUUCCCAGUGGAGUGGUCGUCAGUUCAUCAGAGAUCAUUUUUGGUAACACAUUCUACUGAUCCCCCCCCAAAAAAGUUUGCAUGGACAGAUUGAAAAAAAACAUGUUAGAGGUGCCAGGUAGGCACAGAAAUAACCAUCAACACAGCGCACACACACACACACACCUCAUUAAUACAUGACACACACGGAUAUAUAGAUGUUAAACCCUGAGUUACACAGUAGCUAGUAUGGAAAAAAAAAAAAAAAAAAAAUGUCAACACAAUACAUGAUGUAGUGUCCCUCUCUCGUCCUUGUCUGUUUUAGUUUGAUAGAUAUUUGAUCAGUGAUUUUUAUGCUUGUUAUCCCCCCCCUGCUAUGACACUUUUUCUCGCCCCCUCCCUCCCCACAAAUGUUCAUUCACUUCUUCUCUCAGCCCCUUAAUCUUCCUCUUAGAGUACAUACACACACACACACACUCACCACGCCCACUGAUUCCCAUUAAAAGCAGUCACAUACACGUAUUUUUUUUACACACAGGUUAACCCUCCCGUCACUUCCUGUAUUUCAGUUCUUCUCUUCCACUCUUAUCGCCUCCCUCUCUGCCUCUCCUUUUAGCCCUUUUAGGAUCGUUUCUAUUGGCCGUUUUUUCUCUUUGGGCUGCCCCGCCCCUUAAUCAACCCAACUAACAGUAAAGGUUAUAUUAACGUUGAUAAUCAGUUUCUGUAUGUAUCUAGCCAGAGUCUGGAAAAAAAAAUCAGAAAAAAAAUCAAAACGGUUUUAUUCAAUUGUGCAAAUGUGUUUUUUCUUACUAUUUUUAAUGUUAUUACAUCUUCUAAUCUAAUCCUUCUACCAUUGCUUCAGUUAGUACUGAAAUACGCUUAGCCAACCUAGAGAUUUGAACUGUAAUGAUUGCGAUUUUCCUUACCUGUAUUUUAUAUGGCAUCUUUAGACCACCGUUUAUUAUGUACGUAAGUAAAUAUUGCCCGUUUAUCGAAAUGAUAAUUGUCGUCUGCACUAUGUUAUGAUUUUCAUAAUAUCCCUGAUAACAAUUUCAUGCUCGACUCAUUAUCAAUCUAAGCUGAACUCUGCGCCCUUGCACAAAGCAGCGAAACAUCUCUUGUAAACACCUGAGAACCAAAGUACACCUAGCAUCCCCCCGUCUACCCCGAUAAAGCCCCCCAGAGUCCCCUCCCCCAAUCCGAUAUGUAUAUAUAUAUAUAUAUACACAAUAUAUAUAUAUAUAUAUAUAGACGGUUUGCCCCCAGAGUAACAAGUUUUCUGAUGAGUAUGAUUACAUAUAUAUAUAUAUAUAUAUAUAUAUAUAAAAUGACAUUGCAGCACGUGUGAUAUAUCUGACAAAGUCAAAGUGAGGUAGCUGUGUUUUUAAGUGGGGAGACAGACAGACAGGGAAAGAAAGAAAGAAGUGUGUUUGUGUUGACUGUGGGUCAGCGAGUAGGCAGAUUUGGACAUGUGACCAAGUGUUUAGGCAUUGUUGGUAAAUUCCCCAGCUCCUGCUCACGCUCAGUUGUAUCUUCUUUCAUUGACUGAAUUCAGGCUGUGUGAACUACUGCACACGCUCAGAUCGACACUAAAUACACGGGAAAGAAUGACACCCGACAAAUGUGCUUUCAGUCAAGCUGGGGUUUUGGCGCUCUCUUUUGUGUUUUUCUUACAUGUAAUUGUUGUGAUCUCUCAAACUUGCCUUUAAACGUCCCAGACUGAGAUUGAUAGAGCAAUUUAUAAGCUUCUUCAUGUGUGGGCAUGGAGGCUGCUGAAUGGGGAUGAAUUCUCCUCGAAAUACAAAUCUGAGAUUGUUUGGCGUCCUGAAAGACGUCAUAGUUCAAGCAAGAAAUAAUUCACCUGUAUGACGAUGAAACAACUAGUCUAUAAAUAGAUUAUAAAUUAACUGAUAAAUCUGCCACUAAAGGUUAGAAUCUUUCCUUUAAACAAAACAAAGACUUGUUCAAGCUUUUCUUUCAGAUCCGACACAAUUCGUCAAUUAAUUGAUAGAAAAUAAACCAACAACAAAAUCAACAACAUAUCUUCUUGACAUUUUCAUUGGCAUUUUUCUAUUAUUUUGUGACAUUUUAUAGUCCAGACUAUAAAUUGUUUAAUUGGGAAAAUACUCUUUGCAGCCCCAAAACACUGGUUUGAGCUUUCUCUUGUGAUCCAUAAAAAUGUAUUCCCAGUUAAUUAAAAGUAAUAAGUUUCUUGUCUUGUCCAAAUCUCAGCUGAAGUGUCUUGAGGAAAAUUCACCUUCUCUGUGACUGACGAUGAAAUGAUAAGUUAUGAUAAAAGCAUCCUGCCUCACGUCCUACGCUCUGAAGAGCUCGACAAUGUUAAAGAGAGCCAAAAGUCCCAGAGUUGAAAUGUACUAUGUUGUAUUGUAGAAGUCAAACAGUAUUAUUGUCUGUCAUCCAGAAUGUGGAAAGGAGUCAUAAGUUGUGUUGUACCUGUACUGAUAUAUAUUUGCAGGACUCACAGAAUUUUGUCCAAUUUGAAUAAGAGUCCCUGUUCUGUCUGUCUCUCUCUACACUGCCACCCGCCCCUCAACAGCCCCCCAAGCACCAGUAUAUUCCCACCCCAACCCCCGACCCUCCAAUGGCUGAGGUCCAGUAAGCGGCUCAAGUUGAUCACUAUGGGCUAUUUCUUGUCAUGUUGGUCAAUCGUGCCCUCAGCCACAAGUGUACCGAUGCAUGUACUUCAGUACCCAGGGCCACCCGAAACUACCUGUGCAGCAAAAAGGGUUCAAAUUGAUCCAUAAUAUUAUUGUUAUAGAAAUAUUAUCAUCAUCAUUAUUGCUUUUAUAAUUAUGGUCGGUAUAAUUUGUCAUCAUUGUUAGCAUUAUGGAAGCACCGGACUGUUUGUGGAAAGACAAGAAAAAAAGAACGAUUAUUUUUUUUUUUUUUAUUUGUCUGGCUGUUGGUGGUCUGAUCUCACAGAGGGAGGGGAGGAAUGGUUCAGAAAGAGACAAAGAUGGCAGUCAUGUUUGUACUGGUUGGGAAAUGACUUACAGUGCUGAAAUAAAAUUUAUUCUUUUAGUAAAAAAAGUA